Messenger RNA from Rubroshorea leprosula, 821 nucleotides. Lineage: Eukaryota; Viridiplantae; Streptophyta; Magnoliopsida; Malvales; Dipterocarpaceae. The record is from the annotation of a GenBank genome assembly.
AAGGUUUAUUCACCAUUUCCAGAUAUGGCUUCUGUAUUGUCUUGCUCAUCUUCACCAUUGCUAUUCAACAAGGCCAGAUCAAGUUCCACCAAGGAUAUUUCCCCAUGUUCUGUAUUCUUUCCGUCAAUGACAUCUUCCAACAACAGCACAUCUCAUCGGCUGCAUGUUGUGAGAGCUCAGACCACCGGUGGAGACAACAAGGAACCGAUAGUGGAUGUGCAUGUCGAUGAAAGUAAUCAAGCGAAGGCCGAUGAAAGGAGACCUAAACAAUGGGCUAUGGAUAUCUCUCAUUUUGGUUUUUUAGACCCAUUGUCUACAGUGAAGAUAAUGCUUCGAAUGUACAGGACAUUCGAGGAUUCCAUAAUAUUCCCUGGCCAGACAGGUGGCGAGUUGGGUGCACCUUGGGACAUCCAUGAUGAUGAAAACGGAAUCAAGAUGCGAUUCGACAUGCCAGGACUUUCCAAGGAGGACGUCAAGGUCUCAGUGGAGGACGGCAUGCUAAUCAUCAGAGCAGAGCACAAGAAGGAAGGUGGAGACGAUUCAUGGAGUAGCAGGAACUUUAGUAAAUACGAUGCUCAUCUUCAACUUACCGACAACUAUGAUAAAAACAAGAUCAAAGCAGAGCUCAAGAAUGGAGUUCUGUCCAUCUCCAUUCCUAAGAACAAAGAAGGGAAAAAGGUCAUUAAUGUCAAACUUUAGUAAAUGGUCUCUUUUUCUUUUCUUUUUUUUCUUUUUUUUUAUUUAACACGAAGAAUUAUGAACGAAACGUGAAUUUUUUAAAUAGUUGAUAGAAGCUGAAUUUAUAAAUUCAAGUAUUAAAG